GACAGGUCUCCCUAUUGGUGACAAAUGGUUGAUGCCAUUACCAUAUGCAGGGUGGGGUUCAAAGCCCCUAGUGAGAGUGCUUUGAGGGGACCCAUUUUGUCUCAAAUGGUGGAUGAUGUGAAAAAGGAUUUAGAUGAACAACGCCAGAUAUGGAGCACUAAAGGUUGCACCAUCAUGACUGAUGGUUGGACGGAUAGGAAAAAUAGAACUCUCCUUAAUUUUCUUGUUUCUUCCGCAGGGGGCAUCGUUUUCAUCAAGUCCAUUGAUGCCUCCGCCCAUUGCAAGAAUGCCACCUACCUAUGUGAGCAGAUAGAGGAGGUGAUUGAAGAUGUGGGUGAGGAGAACGUGGUACAGGUGGUGACCGACAAUGCAACAAAUUAUGUUGCUGUAGACUAUUGAUGGAGAGGUACCCAUCUAUAGUUUGGACUCCAUGUGCUGCUCAUUGCAUUGACCUCAUGUUGGAGGAUAUUGGAAAAAUCCCAUGGGUCAAGAGAUGUGUAGAAAGGGCAAGAAAUGUUUGCAAAUUUGUAUAUAAUCAUUCAUGGGUGUUGGCUCUUAUGAGACAAUACAUAGAGCAGAAGGAGUUAGCUUGUCCAGGAAUCACAAGAUUUGCCACAAACUUCCUCACAUUGCAGUCCAUGCUAAGGUCUAAGUCUGCCUUGAGACGUAUGAUUGUUGGAGAGGAGUGGUCUUCCUCAUCCUAUGCUACCACCCCUCCAGGGAUAGAUAUGGCAGAGUGCAUUUUUGAUGAGCAAGGCUUUUGGGUCCCUUGUGAUGAGAUAGUUAAGGUAAUUUUUUUAUAAAUUCUACAAUUUAACUUCAUGUUUUAUAACUUAUUAUAUGUAUUCUCUUAUUUGCUCAUUUUUCUAAAUUACACAAUAUUUUCAAUUUUGCAAUUUGUUAAGUCCUUGGUGGUUUUGUUGCGAGUUGCGGAUGGAAAUAAGCCCGCAAUGGGCUAUAUAUAUGAGGGCAUGGAUAGGGCGAAGGAGGCCAUCAGAUUCGUCUAUGGAGCAGAUGAGAGCAAGUAUGGUCCCAUUUGGGAGAUCAUUGAUAGGAGAUGGCAUCAUCAGCUUCAUAGGCCCAUCCAUGCGGCAUUUUUUGAAUCCGGCAUUCCGUUUUAUCCCUUCUUUCAAGGCUGAUGUGGAGGUCCUUAAUGUGCUAUAUGCAAUCAUGGAGAAGAUGGGACCUGCUGGUACUUCUCAGAUAGACCUUUUUCGAGAGCUACAGAUGUUCUCAGAUGCACAAGGGGAGACCUUCUCUCGUCCCGUCGCCAAAGACGGUAGGACAACUAUGAUGCCAGAUCAUUGGUGGAACUUUUUUGGCCCAGAGACACCAAAUAUUCAGAAGUUGGCCAUUCGCAUCUUGAGCCAACCAUGCAGCGCAUCAGGUUGUGAGUGCAAUUGGAGUAUGUUUGAGCACAUACACUCCAAGAGGCGCAAUAGAUUAUCUGUGGAGAAGAUGAAUGAUCUGGUCUUUGUUCACUACAACCUCCACCUGAGAAUGAGAAAGAAUGCAAUAGUUGACAUGUCUCCUAUCAUUCUAGAUGAGGUUGAUCUUGAAGCAGAGUGGGCCAAUGAGAAUCAGACAGCUCAUGGGACUCCUACAGCUGUAUUUAGUGGUGAUGACAUUGAUUGGAUCGACCAGGUAGAUAUAGAGGCUGAGGCUGUAGCCAUGGCAGAGGAGGAGCAGAGAGCAUGAGCAGAGACAGGAAAUACUGAGACUUAGAGUGACACAGUUGUUCCUGAUGUUGGUGAGCAUGACACAGCCGUUCCUGAUGUUGGUGAGCAUGGCAUGGUGUCACGAGGAGCGACUAUGGCUGCUGAAUCAUCUAGGACCUACUUUAAACGCCUUCGCAGGGGGCCAGGGCGAGAGGGUGCACGACCCUCUGAGCCAUAGGCUUGUACACUUGUAGUUGUAUUUAGUAUUUAGUAUCUACCUUUGGUAUUUGUAUGGAAUAUUUGAUGAUGA
This is a messenger RNA of Cryptomeria japonica (Japanese cedar), 1968 nucleotides long. RefSeq lists its product as uncharacterized. The record is from RefSeq and is a predicted model, not a curated record. The transcript has 4 exons. The coding region runs from base 934 to 1698 and encodes 254 amino acids. Gene Ontology annotation, molecular function: protein dimerization activity. Lineage: Eukaryota; Viridiplantae; Streptophyta; Pinopsida; Cupressales; Cupressaceae.